AUGCCGUUGGCGGCUUUUUCUGGUGUGCUUAGGGUUCCCGGUUGUCUCCGCUGCUGUGCGCGCUGGACACGAACCAUAGACGAGUGCGUCUUUGUAAGGCGCUGCCGCUCGAGCAGAACUCCUUUGACACCCCUGCGGCCACUGGGGUGUGUUCGUCAGCAGGAGUCACAUCAGCGACUGCAGGCUAGUCAAGACGUUCCAGAGCUGGUGCAGACGAGCGCGGAGGCGGCUGGAGCGGGACUCGUAGCUGCGGGGGCGUCGCGGUUGGCACCACCGCUGGUGCAGUGGCCGCAAGACACACCCCGAGCGCUGCUUCAGUAUGUGAAACGAGAGGUGCUCGCUGUUGUGCCAGAACCAGACUUGUCGGCUGAGUACCUCUUCAUGGAAGCGCUGAGACGGGCACAGUCCAGUGUUCAGAUGCAGCACCAGCUGAAGCAGCUGCGGCAGCUGCGAUACCAGCACCAGAGGUAUGCAGCGCUCGGACUUGACGCUUCUCAGCGCGACUGGCUGGAUGUUCUUCUGAUUCCGCCGCCAUUGACCCUUCCAGCGUUCAGAGCUGCUGUGAAUGCUUCGGGGAAGUUUUCGCCUGCGCGCCAGACAGUGCGAGAGGAGCAACAUCCAGCGAUGCAUUGGGUAGAGACACUACGCGACGCUAUUCGGGCCGAGUAUCGAGAGCUUUGUAUUCGUAGGCUUUCGCGAGAGCCCGUCCAAUACAUAUGUGGUUCGUGGGCAUUCCACUGCAUCGAGUUGCUUCUACAGCCUCCUGUUCUGAUCCCGCGACCCGAAACCGAGGAGCUCGUGGAGCAUGUGCUGCGCAGCGACUGGGCCCAACGCGCACGAGCAGGUGAAUCCCUGCGCCUUUUGGAUAUUGGGUGCGGCAGUGGAGCGAUUGUGCUCGCGUUGUUGGCGAGUCUGCGGAACACGAAUGUAGCUGCAGUUGCCAUUGAUCCCAAUGAAACUGCGGUUUGGAUAACCGCGGAGAAUGCACGUCGCCUUGGUGUUGCGCUCUACGCAGAGCGCGGCGAUGCGGAGACGCUGCAUCCAUUCCUGCGUAUCCUUCGGUGCGAUAUUCAGACAUUCAAGUCGGAUUUGCUGACGCAAGCUCGAGCGAUGCGCGAUAGCGGUGAACACGAGUUCACCUACGACCUCAUUGUAUCGAAUCCACCCUAUGUAUUGCCUGGUGACAUGGCGACGCUUGCGCCAGAGAUUCGCGACUUUGAAGACCCUGCAGCGUUAUCGGGUCUUGAUGAAGAUGGCAUGCGUAUCAUCCGAGCGAUUUUGAAAGCGUGUGCUGAAGCGCCCAGUUUGCUGGCGCCUGGCGGUGAGCUGUGGAUGGAGGUGGACCCCUCGCAACCGCCAAAGAUUGCUUCAUUGCUCGCAGCGACUGCGAGUGCUGCUUCUUCCGUUACGUUGGAACUAGUCGAUGUGAAGCGGGAUCUUUCGGGGCAUGAGCGCUUUGUGCACAUCCGACGGCCACGUUGA
Messenger RNA from Cyanidioschyzon merolae strain 10D, 1482 nucleotides. Its product is annotated as similar to protoporphyrinogen oxidase HemK. Gene Ontology annotation, biological process: methylation. Gene Ontology annotation, molecular function: methyltransferase activity; nucleic acid binding. The transcript has a single exon. The coding region runs from base 1 to 1482 and encodes 493 amino acids. Lineage: Eukaryota; Rhodophyta; Bangiophyceae; Cyanidiales; Cyanidiaceae. The record is from RefSeq and is a predicted model, not a curated record. Gene Ontology annotation, cellular component: mitochondrion.